UUCCAGAUCAGGUACCAGUCAUGCUUUGAGAAUCUUAAGAGGCUGGAGAACGCACAACUUCAAAGAAUUACAGGGAAUCCAUUACAGCAGAACCUACAGGUGGGCAGAAGUCACAGGUGUCCUCAAGAUGGAACCGUGGAGAUGGAACGGAUGCAGCAAAAUCCUCUGGGUUUUUAUUGUGCAUUUCUCAGGUUUUAUAUUUGUGGAAGGGUCUGGUCGCUGUAGUCUCUUUAGCCGGCAGCAUGUACAAACAUUUGACGGUGUGAUUUACGAGUUCCCCGGAGACUGCAGCUACAUGCUGGCUGGAGACUGCCAACAACGAAGCUUCUCCAUCCUGGGUGAUUUUUCUCAUGGAAAGAGGAAAGGAGUCACUGUGUUUCUCGGAGAAGUGUUUGAGCUUCACCUCUCUGUUGAUGGAACAUUGUCACAAAGGGCAGAGAGGCUGCCACUGCCGUACGCGUCGAGCUCAGUGUUUGCAGGGUUCGAGCUGGGGUUCGUUCAGUUAUGGAGUGAAGAGUUUGGAUUCUCCAUCCGUAUAGAUCCCUCACAUAACAUUCAGCUCACCCUUACCAAACAACUCAGCAAUCGCACCUGCGGACUGUGCGGCAACUACAAUUAUUUGAAGGAGGAUGAUUUUACCGCACAAGAAGGUUUCCUGACAGAUGACUCGUAUAACUUUGCAAACUCUUGGGUCAUGAAUGGAGCAGAGGAGCCGUGUAAACGUGUGCCGCCCCCAUCUCAGAGCUGCAACAUUACCGGAGAAUCCGCCAAAGAUCUGAUGUCGCAGUGCGAGGCCAUGAGCAGCUCCGGCCUCUUCCUGCGUUGUGCGCCCCUCAUCGAUCCGGCACCGUUCGUAUCUGUGUGCGAGUCUGAUGUAUGUCACUGCUCGACGGGUGACGAGUGUGUUUGCCAGGCCAUGCUGGAAUAUGCCCGCACCUGCGCCAGUCGCGGAGUGACCCUGACCAACUGGCACGUACAGAACCAGUGCUCUCCUAAGUGUCCGGUUGGCAUGGAGUACAGCGACUGCACCUCGGCCUGUUCUACUUCCUGUCAGAGUCUGAACAUUCAGGAAGUUUGUAAGGAACAAUGUGUCGAUGGCUGCAACUGUCCAGCUGGUAAGGUGUUAGAUGGAGAACGCUGCGUUGAUGUCUCUCAGUGCUCCUGCACUCAUGCAGGACGACGCUAUCCUCCUGCUUCCUCCAUCUCGCAGGACUGCAACACAUGUAUGUGUCACCACGGAUCCUGGGAAUGCACCAAUGAAGAAUGCCCCGGGGAGUGUGUGGUGACAGGACAGUCCCAUUAUAAGACCUUUGACAACAAAUUCUUCACCUUCAGUGGUAUUUGUCAGUAUCUUCUGGCCAAGGACUGUCUGAGCAACUCGUUCUCCGCUAUCAUUGAGACAGCACAGUGCGCGGAUGACCAAGAUGCUAUUUGCACGCGAUCAAUUUCGCUGAGGUUCCGCGAUCUGGCCUAUCAGACGGUUCGCCUCAAGCAUGGGGGUGUGGUCUCUGUGGAUGGAAUGGAUGUACAGACACCUUUAAUAAACGGUGCGCUGAGAGUCCAGAAUACCGUGUUGUCAUCUGUAAGACUGAGUUAUGGAGAUGAUCUUCAUCUGGACUGGGAUGGCAGAGGGCGUGUUUUGCUCAGGCUAAGCCCUGCCUAUGCUGGGAAAACGUGUGGUCUGUGCGGUAACUAUAACGGUAACCAAGGAGAUGACUUCUUAACGGUGGGCGGGCUGGUGGAGACGCGCGUCGAAGGAUUCGGCAACGCUUGGAAGAUGAACGCAGAGUGUGAAAAUGUCCAAUUGCAACAGUCUGAUUCCUGUAUCUCCAACCCCAAGAGAGUGCGUUUUGCAGAAGAGGCCUGUGCAGUGCUGCUCUCCGUGAAGUUUGCACCGUGUCAUUACGAAGUGAACCCUGAGCCUUAUGUGAAGAACUGUCGCUAUGACGUCUGCUCGUGUGCAGAUGGACAGGAGUGCCUGUGUGAUGCUGUGCGCAGCUAUGCAGCCGCCUGCGCAGCCAAGGGAGUGCUGAUCAACUGGAGGGGACAAGGAUACUGUGAACUGACCUGUCCGGAUGACCAGAUGUACGAGGCGUGUGGAAACGUGUGUAAUAAGACCUGCAGAUCGCUAUCCCUGCCUGACAGCGACUGUCAAGGGUUGUGUGAGGAAGGCUGUUUCUGUCCCAUAGGACUGUAUCUUAGUGACGCCGGUGAAUGUGUGUCAGAGGACCAUUGCACAUGCCACUAUAACGGAGAGAUCUUUGAGCCCAAUGACAUGAUUGGUGACCAUCACUCCAUCUGUGUUUGUGAGAAAGGAUCGAUGCAUUGCAGUUCUAGUGAAACCACGGGGUCGACCCUGUCAGAUCUGUUCUUUGAGGAUCAUCUGCCGUCAAGAGAGCGGCGUUCUAUCGCUUGUCCUCUUCCGCUGGAGCGGUUCGAGUGUAGCAGUGUAAGGGAUGUUGGGAUUGAGUGUGCCAAAACCUGUCAGAACCUGGACGUGGAGUGUGUCAGUUCGGGAUGUGUGUCCGGGUGUAUGUGUCCAACUGGACUGGUUCGACACAAAAAAGAAUGCAUUCCACAAGACCAGUGUCCUUGUUUCCACAAUAACCGCCCCUAUGCUUCAGGACAGAGCAUCAAUGUGGAUUGUAACACCUGUGUUUGUGAAGGACGUCGAUGGAAGUGUACACAGCGUGUGUGUGACGGCGUGUGUCGUGCAAUAGGAGAGUCGCACUACAUCAGCUUUGAUGGACUGAAGUUCUCGUUUCCUGGACCCUGCCAAUACGUCCUCGCUCAGGAUUAUUGUAGCGGAUUGGAGGGCACGUUCAGGGUUCUCGUGGAGAACUCUGCCUGUGGGAUCGCAGGUUACCGCUGCAGUAAAAGCAUCACAGUGUUUUAUAUGGGAGGGUUGAUCAUCAUGGAGAACAGAGAGGUGAGGAUGAAGAGGCCGGUGUUAAAAGAGACAGAAGUUGAGAUUGUGCGCUCAGGACAGUAUUACAUCGUCAUGCUUGGAAAACACAUCUCUCUCACCUGGGACACAGGAACCCGAAUAUCACUACAGAUCAGUGGAUACUACAGGGGGAAAGUCUGUGGCCUUUGUGGAAACUUCGAUGGCAGUCAGAAUAAUGAUCUGAUGAGCAGCAGUAAUCAAAUGGAAAUGAACUUUGCUGAUUUUGGAAAUUCCUGGAAAGUGCAACCCAGCUGUGCUGAUGCAGUUCAGGUUCCAUCUCAAUGCAGCACUGACCUGGUAAAGUUGGUGACGGUGGAGCAGUCCUGUCGUGUGCUCACCAGCACCCCCUUCAGGCAGUGUAACAGUGUGGUGGACCCAGAGCCAUAUUGGGACAUCUGUACUCAUGACACGUGUUCAUGUGCGUCUGUGGGUGAUUGUGCGUGUUUCUGCAACGCCGUUGCUGCGUACGCACAUGAGUGUGCUCAGAAAGGGCUGGUGGUGAACUGGAGAUCCAACGACUUGUGCCCUCUUAGCUGUGAGGAGUUAAAUAAGGACGCAGGAGUGGAGUGUGUGUGGAAAUAUAACGCCUGUGGUAGCGCUUGCCCCAGAACCUGUCAGCACCCUGAACCUCUGAACUGUCCCGUCACAUGCGUGGACGGAUGCCAUGCUGUCUGCCCUGCAGGACAAAUUUUGGAUGAGGUGCUGGGGAGGUGUGUGGAACCAUCGCAGUGUCAGGAGUGCAUGCAUGCUGGAGAGAGGAUUUCCCAUGGAAAACAGUUCAUCCUCAACCGUGAUGAUCCUCAUCUCUGUCAGAUAUGCCAUUGUGAAAGCAACACAAUGACAUGCACUCCAUGUCCCGCUACUGGUUUCGCUUCCACGCUUGCGCCGACCACUCCGACGCCCAUGCCCUUUUCCACACCGGUGCCGGCGGAUGCCUGUGAUAGGGCGAUGGACUUGGCAUUCUUGGUUGACGGAUCAUCUGCUCUCAGUGAGGAAGACUUCAGCUUGAUCAAGCUCUUCAUCCUUAGGGUCGUGGAGCGGUUCCGCAUGGGUUCUGCCCAUACUCGCGCCACAAUCCUGGUCUUCCACUCCGGCGUGAAGAGUUACAAUAUGCAGGUGCAGAAGUGGAUUUUUAAGAAAAUGGUGCGUGAGCUUAAUUACAGUGGUGGGGAUGUGGCAUUCAUGGAUGAGGCUAUAAAAUACCUGGCCGUUUACAUUUACGACAAGAACAAGCGCGAACAUGCGGGCCGGGUUGCUAUCUUACUCACCGCGAGCACUAAUCCGCGUCCCAUGCGUAGCACUCAGCGUUUGCUCCGUAAGAAGGACAUCACCAUUCUCGCAGUCGCUCUAGGGCCCGACGUCAGCCUGGCGCAGGUGAAUGAGAUCGCAAAGGCGACACCUAGCAGCCGCGCAUAUGCAUUGAGCGGUCCAACGGAGCUCGACGAUAAAGCUCUGGCCAUCACAGACUAUCUUUGCACUUUGGGGCUGGACCCAGAACCUCCAAAGAUCCCCUCCACCAAAAAAACGACCAGCACGACAACGUCAGCAACUUUAACACUUGCUGCAACCUCUAAACCUAAUGUUGUCACAGUUCCUCCAACUGCUGCUAUUCUCACUGCGUAUCCCAGCAUCCUCAGCCCCGGUACUACAUUUCCCCCAUCCACGGUAUCAAUGUAUGAAGUCGUCUUCUUGUUGGAAAGCUCUGACGCAAUGGGCGAGGAAAACUUUAAUAAAACACUUGACGCGCUGGUGGAUGUGAUCGCUUCACUUGAUGACAAAGAGGUAGAGAAUCUUCGAAUCACAGUGAUGCAAUACUCCCUCACUGUCACCGUGGUGAUAAACCGCAUGGAGUUGUGGCACAGGGAGCAGGUGCUGCGUAGAAUGCGACAGUUGCGUUGGACAAGAGGGGCGGAGGUCAACACGGGCCAUGCCGUUCAAUCUAUUUACGAGUCCGUUACAACGGAGAUCCCGAGCAGUUCACCAGACCAGUUGGUGUUUCUUAUAACACAGAGCCCGCCCACUGAUGUGAUUCGGCGACCUCAGAGUUCCACCCGCAGAAAGAUGUAUCCAAUUGGGAUUGGCCAACAGAUUCGAUACGAGGACCUCGCACCGCUGAGUUUUCCAGAUGAACCCAUCAUGCUGGAUAAUCCUUCGGACCUGAAGAAAUUACGUCCUAUGCUGAUUAAUAUCAGUAGAACGAUCAACAGACCUCUGGUGCCCAUGCUACCCCCCAGAGCAACGCUGCCCCCUUCAGUGCCGUGCACAACACCCAUGGAUCUGCUGUUCCUGUUAAGAGCCUCUUCUGACAACCAGUUUGAAGACCUGAAAACAUUCGUCAAAACCUUUGUAAAGAACACGCAUAUCAGUCAUAACGACACACAAGUAGCAGUGAUGGUGUAUGGAGCAAAACCAGCUGUGGCGAUCUCCUGGAAAGAUGAACAGAAUAAAGACAACCUUCUCAAGCUCCUGGAUAACUUACACAGAAAAGCAGACAACACAUCCAGGCUGGGAGCUGCUCUGCGAUUGGCAGUUCAGACUGCCGUUUCCUCUAGCAGCGGAGGACGGAUGGGCAUCCCUAAAACCGUGGUUAUGAUAGUGUCUGACAGGUCAAUAGACUCUGUGAAUGAGGCAGCAAACGAGGCUCUGACCGCUGGUGUGUCUGUGUUUCCUAUUGGACUGGGUCAGCAGUAUGAUCAGACUGAACUGAGCGUGCUCGCUGGCACACACGCUGAGAACAACAUUGUUCGGCUCAGCAGCACCGAGUAUCUGCUCGCCAUGGUUGCGCUGGAUCAGUCAUUCACAGAUAAACUCUGCAGGGCGGGUCCCCCGGGAGUGUGUGUGGAUGAUGAAGGAAAUGAACGGAAGCCCGGAGAGGUGUGGAGGUUGGCAGAUGGAUGUCACUCAGUGUUGUGCAACCCGUCGGGCACAGUGACGUUGCAGAGCCAUCGAGUCAACUGUGAGAAGAUGGAGCCUCCCGUCUGCAAGAACAACCUCCCGGCCCUGCGACUGAACCACACCUGCGGCUGUACCUGGGCCUGCCCCUGCACGUGCAUGGGCAGCUCGUCCAGUCACGUCGUUUCAUUUUCGGGCGCGGCUAUGAAGUUGAGAUCCGCUUGCUCCUAUUUGUUGCUUCGCUCGGGAGGGGCAGAGCUCAUCUUGCUUACAGCCGCCUGUCAAAGCUCCCCCAAUCAGAUCUGCAUGAAGAGUUUGGAGCUGCGGGAGGACGGGACCUCAGUGAUAAUACAGGAUAACAUGAAGGUGUUAGUGGACGGUGUGGAUACUGCAGUUCCCUUCAGGACAGGGCGAAUAACUGUGACACAAAUCGGUUCGAUCCUGCACCAGCUGAGAUCAGAACAACACGGUUUCACACUUACGUUCACUCCACACAGCAAUGAGUUCAUGCUUAACAUGGACAUCACUAUGGAAACCAACACAACUGGAUUAUGUGGUUCCUGCUCGGAUGAUCAGUCCAGUCUGGUGUUGUCUGACGGUAGUGUGACCGCAGACCCUGAGGUGUAUCUGAAGGGAUGGGCUCUUGGCGAGUGCGUCGUCCAUCAGAGGGUUGAGUCAUGUGCUGCAGGUGUGGUGGUGGGAUGUGACGUGUUAAGUUCUGAGGUGUUCGGUCGCUGUCACGCACUGGUGCCACCGCAGGACUACGCCCAGAUCUGUCGGAGCGUGGCCUGCCAGCCCAACGCCAUGUGUGACCUGGUCUCGGCAUACAGCAGCAUGUGCCGACAGCUAGGAGUGUGUGUGGACUGGAGAACGCCCACCCUGUGUCCCAUGUCAUGUCCGGACUCUCUGGAAUAUGCUGCAUGUCGAACGGGAUGUUUGGAUCAGUGUGAACAGGGCCUGUUUUAUCCCGGGGACAUGGUUGCUAUGGGCGAUGGUGUAAUCAAGGCUAAUGGAUCCCAGUGCUUGACCGCACCCACCGAAGGCUGUUUCUGCCCUGAAGGGUUAGUGUUCAUGGGAGGUAAAUGUGUCAGCGAAGAGGCCUGCAGUCAGUGUGUGGACCACCACGGGAGAACUCACAAGUUUAUGGAAAGCUGGAAUCCUGAGGACAACCCUUGUCUGCUGUGCGUGUGUCUCAAUCGACAGCGUAUUAACUGCACAGCUCUACCCUGCACCAAUGCUCAAGCUCCAGAGUGUGGACAAUGCGAGGUUCUCCGGGAGAAGAUGGAAUCCAAGUGUUGCCCUGAAUAUGAGUGUGUGUGUGACACAGCCAACUGUAAGCUCCCGGAUCCUCCAAACUGUGCCGACGGGCUCAGUGUCGUCCUCACAAACCCUGGAGAAUGUCUGCCAGUUUACCAGUGUGUGUGCAAAAAGGAUCUUUGCGCCACGACGGCCAAACCCUCCUGUCCUGCCUACAAGAGGCUGGCGGUUAAACAGACGGAGUGCUGCGAUUCGUACGAAUGCGUGUGCGACUGCCAGAGCGUUACCCGCACCUGCCCACCAGGUUACAUCACGAAAACGACUGCCAAUGAUUGUGACUGCGUAGAGGUCACCUGCACACCGGAUAAGGUGUGUGUGGUGGACGCCGUGGUGUAUCAGGUGGGCAGCAGGUGGGAGGAGAAGUGCAAAACUUGUGCCUGCACGGAGCAGACGGACAGACAGACAGGGCUGCACAUCGCUCAGUGUGUGGACCCUGUCUGCAACCAGAUUUGUCCUUUGGGAACCACAUACUCGCAUUCGGAAAGCGAAUGCUGUGGUCACUGCCGCCCAUCUAGUUGUGUCGAAGAAGGACAUCUUAGAGAGAUUGGAGAUCAGUGGUUGUCACCGCACGAUAAUUGUGUCUCGAGCGAGUGCGUGCAGGUGAAUGAUGAGGUGUUUAUCCAACACAUGAACGUGUCCUGCAAACUCAUGGACACGCCAACUUGUCCACUGGGCACCGAGCUCCAAUGCAACACUGCGGAUGGGUGCUGCCCGAGUUGUCAUUGCGUUCAAAUGGAUGCCUGCGUGAUGAACCAAACUCUUAUUGCGGCAGGAGAGCGAGUGAUGGUGGAUGUGUGCACACACUGCGAGUGUGUGAGAGAUAAGAGGAGUUAUCGUCUCUCUUGCAGGAAGCUGAGCUGCUCCCCCUGCUCAGAGGGUUAUACGCUACAGCCGAUACCUAAUGCUUGUUGCGGUCGUUGUGUACCAACCGCAUGCAGCAUCCGAUAUUCUGGUGGACAGAUGAAAAUGUUGAAAGCGAAUGAAACUUUUACAGAUGGCUGCACUAAACAUACAUGCAGCGUGAAUAAGAAAGAAGAACUGGUGCUGGAAACUCUGGUUACAGCUUGUCUUCCUUUUGAUCGCAGUGGAUGUGUGGAGAACGGGGGUCAAAUACGUCAGAUUAAAGGCACCUGCUGCGAGAUGUGUGCAGAGCCAGAAUGCAAGAGGAGUGUGGGUCUGCUGAAUUACAUCAGAGUAGAUGAUUGCCAAUCAGAAGAGAAGAUUGAGCUCACUUACUGCGAGGGGAGGUGUGGCAGUAAGUCUAUGUAUUCUCUGGACAAGCACAAGGUGGAAAGCGAAUGCGUGUGUUGCUCGGCUACAGGCACCGUGCCUAUGAACGUCUCCCUGCGCUGUGCUAACGGCACACGGACGCAUCACCAGGUCCUCGCCGUCACCGGCUGUGACUGUAUGUCACACAGCUGUCCGACUACCUGAGCACACACACAGCUGAUAAAAUAACAUACAACAUAAACAGUACAUUUUAUAUAUGCAUCUACAGCAGGUAUGUUUUGUGAUUGCCUUUAUAUCCAACGUGUUUCACACUUUAACCAACAUUUCUGUUAAGCAUUAAAAAGGAUAUUUCAUACAUAAACAUUUAAACGGUGUGUUUCAGAAUCUGACUACGACAUUGCAUACUGUAUAAGUGGUUGUAUUUUAUACACCAGGUGUUUGUUUCUGUAAAUUACAAUAAAGAAAAAGCUUAAAAGAAA
This is a messenger RNA of Triplophysa dalaica, 8865 nucleotides long. RefSeq names its product von Willebrand factor (gene vwf). Gene Ontology annotation, molecular function: protein binding. Lineage: Eukaryota; Metazoa; Chordata; Actinopteri; Cypriniformes; Nemacheilidae. Bases 128 to 8590 code for a protein of 2820 amino acids. The record is from RefSeq and is a predicted model, not a curated record. Gene Ontology annotation, biological process: cell-substrate adhesion; blood coagulation. The transcript is spliced from 52 exons. Gene Ontology annotation, cellular component: extracellular matrix.